GCGGAGCGGGCGGCCAUGGAGGAGGACAGCUGCGGCGGGGCGCCUAUCCCGGCCCCGGCGCCCACCCCUGCGCCGGGUCGCGGGCUGCAGGACGAGCUGACGUGCGCCGUGUGCCUGGAGUACUUCAGGGAUCCGGUGAUGGUGUCUGACUGCGGCCACAACUUCUGCCGCGCCUGCGUGACGCAGUGCUGGGAGGAGGCGGGCCGCGGGCUGUGCUGCCCGCAGUGCCGCGAGCCCGUCCCGCAGCGCCUCUUCCGGCCCAACCGCCAGCUCGCCAACAUCGUGGACAUCGUGCGCCAGCUCGACGCCGUCCCGGCCCCCGCGCCCGCCCCGGCCCCUGCCCCUGCCCCCGCCUGCUUCGGCGCCUCCCCGGGCCCGGCCGCCGCCGGCCCCGGCCCCGAGCUGUGCGAGCGCCACGGGGAGCCGCUCAAGCUGUUCUGCCAGCAGGACCAGCGCGCCGUCUGCCUCGUCUGCUACCUGGCCUGGGACCACCGCGGCCACCGCGUCGUGCCCGUGGAGGAGGCGGCGCUCGGCUUCCAGGAGGCACCGCAAGAGCACCUGGCCUGUUUGAGAAAAGGGAGAGAAGAAUCCAAAGUUCAGCGUGAGAGGCAAGGCGAGGAGCUGCUGAAGCAAACAGAAACUGAGAGGCAGAAGAUCAUAGCAGAAUGCAAGGAGCUGCGUGGGUUCCUGGAAGAGAAGGAGCAGUUCCUGCUUUCCAGGCUGGAAGAGCUAGACAGAGACAUUGUCAAGAGAAAGGAUGAAAGUGUCUUCAAGCUGUCUGAAGAAAUUUGCCACAUUGAUAAACUACUCAGUGAAAAAGGAGGCGAGAGUGAGCCAAUGGACCAAACUGACCAGAGUGUUGCCAGCACUGUGACCAGCAGCAGGAACUGGGUGUUUCAGAAGCAAGAACCUGGCUUUUCAGAGGUGGAAAAAAAGCUUAAGAGCUUCUCCCAGAAAAGUGCUGUCCUGAAGGAAGUGUUGCUGGAAUUCAAAGAGAACCUGCGGUUUGAGCUGGAAAAUGACACGGGUGAUAUCACUCUGGACCCAGAGAGUACAAAUCCCUACCUGAUGCUGUCGGAGGAUAAACGGAGUGUGCGGCUGAGAAGUGCCCCACAGGACCUGCCUGCAAACCCCAAGAGAUUCGAUUAUGCUUUCUGUGUCCUGGGGGCUGAAGGCUUUUUCUCUGGCAGGCAUUACUGGGAGGUGGAGGUUGGGGAUGGGGACAGCUGGGCUGUGGGGGCUGCUAGGGAGUCGGUGAGAAGGAAGGAGAAAAUUGACUUUGCGCCUGAGGAGGGGAUCUGGGCAGUAGGGCUGAAUUGGAAGGGCAAGAACUGGGACCAGUACCAAGCUUUCACCUCUCCUGAGACACCCCUGUCCCUGUGUGAGAGGCCCAGAAAGAUUGGGGUCUACCUGGACUAUGAAGGAGGAUGGGUGGCAUUCUACAAUGCUGAUAACAUGGCCCCCAUCUUCACCUUCACAGCUGCUUUCACUGAGAAGAUCUUCCCUUUCUUCUGGCUCUUCUAUGUUGGUUCCUCUCUCUCGCUAUGUAAUUGACCUUCCCAACUUUAGACCUAAAGGUGACCUGCAAAGGGUGGGGGGGGGGGGUGGAAAUUAGGGUAUUUUGGUUACUUUCUGAACCAGGCCUAAAAUGUUGACGUUUUUGUUUCUAUGCUAGUCUUGGGUCUCAUCUGUUCUGCAAGAUUCAGUGGCCCACUAGUGAUCUGUACAUGGGGAAUCUUUAAAACCAGAGAUGAUCAGUGGGACAUGUGACCCUUUGCAUUGUCUAGGUGGCUAAAGAUUUGCAUGUAGAGACCUUGAGUGGGCUGUAGAGCGUUGCAGGGUAGACCAGUUCUAUUGCCCAAGUGACAUAAAGGGUGGGAUUUCCAAAGUGUUUUGUCCAUUUCUGUUCUGUUCAGGAAUUAGCAACCUUAUGACAGCAGUGAUGCUGAAGAAUUUCUAUCUCUUCACUCAGAAAGGUUAACUCGGACACCUAUUUAACUCGGUACAUGCCUCAGCAAGAAGAGCUGCAGUAGUGACUGAUCAGUCCUUCCUGCCUGUUUCAAGGUUGAUUAGGAGCAAAAAAAGAAGCCAGCAGGCAGAGCCAGACUUGGCAUUCUCAAUGGUUGUUGAUCUGGAAAACCAAGCUGCAUGACGAGAGGAGGUAUAUGGAUAUCAGGCCUCUUAACUUUCACUUUGCAGGUCACCUUUUAGAGAAUGUAGUUGCUCCAGUUCCCUUUCUGUUCCAGCCUCUGUAUGGAGAUUAAUGCUUUCUCUUAAUGGAGCAGGGUGUCAAGUUUCUUGGCCACCAGCACUCAGUUUAAAAAAAAAAAAAAAAAAAAUAGCCUCUACUAUUGCUUUUCCCAUGUUGCUGAAUACCUAGUGAGGACUAGGCUUGCCCUCUGUAUCUGGGCCACAGAAGUUGCUGGGAACUGAGGUCUGUCACCCUCUCUGAGGAUUAGGCUUGCUGCAUUUGAGCGGUAGGCCAAAUUCCUGGGUUUAGGAAGGAUGGUAGGAUCUGUUACCUGUUGACUCAGGUGAAUGAGAAAUAUAGGUCAUAUUCUGGGGCUACAUGAGGCUUUAAAUCCAGGAGGUAACUAGCUCUAUACCUAGAGGGUUGGGUGCUGAUUUUACUUGAUAUCAGAAUCUCUAGACUGGCAGAGAGCAGAACUAGCAAUCGUUCCAGUCCUUGCCCUGUGGCUUUUGGUAGCUGUUCAAGGUUGGCCUGUAACAGGGAGCAGAAUGUGUCCUUGUUAAAGCAGCCAGAAGGUGACUUUCAUCUGUUUUGUGAUCCUCCUUUAGUGUUGAAUUGCCUCUAGCCCUGUAAUUCCUUCAGUGCCAUGCAUCCAGGCUGUUUCACUGUUGCUGUUUAGUAGGAAAAAUAAAACUUGCUGUGCAAAUAGCAAAGUCCAA
Messenger RNA from Alligator mississippiensis (American alligator), 2910 nucleotides. Its product is annotated as E3 ubiquitin-protein ligase TRIM7. NCBI's taxonomy places the organism in Eukaryota, Metazoa, Chordata, Crocodylia, Alligatoridae. Gene Ontology annotation, molecular function: zinc ion binding; protein binding. The transcript has 7 exons. The record is from RefSeq and is a predicted model, not a curated record. The coding region runs from base 16 to 1554 and encodes 512 amino acids.